This is a messenger RNA of Suillus discolor, 300 nucleotides long. RefSeq lists its product as uncharacterized. Gene Ontology annotation, cellular component: proteasome regulatory particle, base subcomplex; proteasome storage granule; nucleus. The transcript is spliced from 2 exons. Gene Ontology annotation, biological process: proteasome-mediated ubiquitin-dependent protein catabolic process. The coding region runs from base 1 to 300 and encodes 99 amino acids. The record is from RefSeq and is a predicted model, not a curated record. Lineage: Eukaryota; Fungi; Basidiomycota; Agaricomycetes; Boletales; Suillaceae.
AUGCUGUACUUCCUUGUAACUGCAAUGUACCCUCGCUUCCUCAUCAUGCUCGAUGAGAACCUCGAGAGCAAGCCCAUCACUGUUCGCAUGCCAGGUCAGGCUGUGGACGUCAUCGGCCAAGCGGGCAAACUACGAACGAUAUCAGGCUUCCAAACGCACCAGACGCCUGUACAACUGGGGACGACAGAGCGCGCGGAGUUAACGACGGAGGAAUUCAUCCCGUAUGCGCAUGUUCUAGAGGGCUUCGUUGUAUUACAGAAGAACCCUGGAUGGGGGAGGGAGGAUACGAUGCAGAUGUAG